This is a messenger RNA of Meloidogyne enterolobii, 324 nucleotides long. Lineage: Eukaryota; Metazoa; Nematoda; Chromadorea; Rhabditida; Meloidogynidae. The record is from the annotation of a GenBank genome assembly.
UUUGUUGUUUCCUCUUUUAUUUUUAAGGUCCAAAAUUGUUCCCAGCUGGUUACCCUCCAAACUAAAUAUAUACAUAUGUAUGUAUUUAUUUAUUUUCCCCCUUUUUUAUUUCUGCCAGAUUCAGCUUUUGUCCAAGUUGUGGCCGUUUUUAAGUUAGUUCCGGGAGAAUUUAUUUCCUUUUUUACUCUUCUUCCGUUUUUAUUUCUUUUCUUUUCUUUUCUUUCAAUUCCCUAUAUACUUACUCCUCCAAUCGCUCGACAAUCGAAACCGUUUCCCUUAUUUUUUCUCCCAACUUUAUUUUUUUAUUUGUUUGACUUAAAGUGA